AUUUGAAGAUGAGGAUACUUAUUAUUUCAAGAUUUGGCAUCGCUGCAUGGCGGUUUGUAAGCAGACGUUGACAGUUGACGUUUGACUGAGAAUGCAGUCGGAAGCGUAAACUGUCAGCGUGUCGGAAUCAAAAGAAGAAAAACAGGAAUAAUUUUGGCGGUGGAUAACAAAAACAUGGAUUCGCAAAAGCGAGGCAAGAAGAGGUCACUAUGCGACGGCAUUUUCGAAAUAAGCGACGGAGAUAUGUCCCCUGAACAAAGUGAUGCUGAUGAGCCUGAAGCCAAGGUGUCUAGAACGGACAUCAGCAUUAUUGAGAUCAGUGAGGAAUCCAGCCAGCAAAGUGUACAAGAAAAUAGGAAUACUGAUUCUGGGCCCCUUUUUAAAAUAGAUUCGGGCAUUUCAGUAGAAACAAUAGAGAUCGUAGACGAAAGUUUCACAGAGGUGACAAGCCUUUCAGAAGCAGAUACUUGUUUGACGAAUCCGGAUGCUUGCGUAGUUGUAUCAGACUCAACUGUGACAGUCUCAGACAGCCAAAAACCAGUCUCUGACAUAGAAGAGGGAGAGGUAGAGGAGCCCAAAGACAAAUCUAUGGUCGAAGUCAGUUCAGAAAGGAUACCAAGUAUCUCUAUAACGUUCAGUGAUGAAACCAUUGCCGAUUUGUAUAGAUUCAAGUUUUUGAAGUUCCUCCAGUCUUUUGUGGAGCUGGAAACUGAUCUGGAUGAACUAACAAUAACAGCAUGGCGAGAUCCUCAAUUGGACCCAAAAGAAUGGGUUGUUGUAGAUGAAACUUCUAGUAUUCCAAUUUCCACAGAUCCUAGUACGAAUGUACCGAUAUCUGAACUGUCACCAUCAUCUGAUAAAAGCCCCAAAAAAAAGAGAAAGAAAAAAAACAAGAAAGCUGCAUCUGCGGAAGCAUUUAUUUUGGACACAACGCCUGCAGCAGAUGAUCAAAAUUUGCAUGUAACGAAAUAUUGCAGGAAGUUUGAGAUUGAUGUGUGUGAGAAAAAUGAUUCCGCUGAGGAAGACGUUAAAGUUUCUGCUCAAAUUUGUUUCAAUUGUGAUGGACACCAUUCCAUGAGGGACUGCACUGUACCAAAGAACUAUGCUAAAAUCAACCAGAGCAGGCAGCAGUUCAAAGCUCAAAAGCAGACUGUGCGUUAUCACUUGGAAGAAGACCAAAAAUUCUCUCAUCUAAAACCUGGGACAAUCUCCGAUAGUUUGCGAGACGCGUUGGGACUAAGGAAAAACCAAAUUCCACCGUACAUCUAUCAGAUGCGCCUUAUGGGCUACCCGCCUGGUUGGCUAGAAGAAGCAAAGUUUGUAUACUCUGAUCUAGCUAUGUUUGAUGCAGAUGGUAAACACGUUCUGCAAGGCGUCCAGAAGAAAUCGCAAGGUUUGGAUCCACAGAAAAUUGUUGACUAUCCUGGAUUCAAUAUGCCAUUGGAUGAAAAAAAUAAGGAUGUAGGUACACAUGAGAAUGUCUCUUCUGUGAGAAAUAUUGUGUUCUCGUAUUUCAGGAAUACAAAUAUUACGGAGUACCCCCGUACUCUGACAAGUUUAACAAAAAGGUGAUGAUAGAAUAUUUUGAAAAAGAGUUUGUUAAAAAGCAAGACGAUCUUGAAGCAUGUGAUAUGGACUUAGAUAGUACCUUUGUGGAUAGUGAAAAAAAUGAGGAUAGUAUACCAGACAUACUGAAGACUCCUCUAAAAGAUAUAGCAAAGAUCGACAUAGGAAUACCCUCACCCUCAUUAUCAGAUCUAGAGAAGGUAAAAGAAAAACUCUUAGUAGAAUUGCAAGAUAGCAUUUCAAGCCCUGAUAAGACCUCUAGUAAAAUAUGUGACAAAGAUGACGAGAUUAAACAAAAUGAAACUAAAAUUAGCGAAAACGAUGUCGAAACGAAAGAGAUUGUUAAAAGUAAAGAUGACACAAACGAAAAUUGUGAAGAUGAAGAAACAGAUAAAGAAGAAAAAGAUCAGAAUGAAAGUGUUUCAGAAGCAUCUGAAGAUAAAGGAGUCAAAGUGGAUUUGUCAAAUUCAGAAUCUUCAAAUAACGAUGAUUCAAGGCAAAACGUAUCCCCGGUCCCAGGUUGUUCAAAUUUGAUCAAAACAAGUUCUUUUGGCACCCCUAUUUUGAAAAGUACUUCUCCAUACGUCCGACUGCCGAAUCCCGAUAAUUUUAUGGUGGGGGUCAGUCCGGUGAUAAAUUUCGAAAAUCUGCCGGAUUCCACGGGAAAGUACGAGCAGAUGACUGACGUGCUGCAAAAAGUGAGAAAGACGAUGAAAAAUUUACAGAAAAAUAGCAAGACGUGACCACGCAUAGCGAUUCGAAGAGUGUGACUGAAGUACAAAUCGUUUUUGUAUGAAACGUUCUUUUAUUUAGCAAAUAAAUAUUGAUUAUUUUA
Messenger RNA from Acanthoscelides obtectus, 2401 nucleotides. The record is from the annotation of a GenBank genome assembly. NCBI's taxonomy places the organism in Eukaryota, Metazoa, Arthropoda, Insecta, Coleoptera, Chrysomelidae.